Messenger RNA from Peromyscus californicus insignis, 1487 nucleotides. Its product is annotated as zinc finger protein 658B-like. Lineage: Eukaryota; Metazoa; Chordata; Mammalia; Rodentia; Cricetidae. The record is from RefSeq and is a predicted model, not a curated record. Gene Ontology annotation, molecular function: DNA-binding transcription factor activity, RNA polymerase II-specific; RNA polymerase II cis-regulatory region sequence-specific DNA binding. Gene Ontology annotation, biological process: regulation of DNA-templated transcription.
GUAAAUAUGAGAACAGCAUGGAUCAAGGAUCAAAGAGUCCUGUCUAUCAACAUGUGAAUAUCCAAAAGAAGUCUUAUAAAAAUAAUGACCUUGGCAAAAUGCUUUAUGAAUCAUCUCAGUGUAUACCUUAUAACACCAGCGAUACUACAGGAAACCAUCAGAGAAUUCAUACAGGAAAGGAACCUUACAAAUAUGGUGAAUGUGAAAAGUCCUUUGGAUGUAGCUCAAAUCUUGGAACACAUCAGAAAUCUCAUAAAGGACAGAAACCUUACAAAUGUAGUGAAUGUGAGAAGUCAUUUACACGUAAUUCAACUCUUAAAAGUCAUCAGAAGAUUCAUACAGGAGAGAAACCUUACAAAUGUAAUGAAUGUGUGAAGUCAUUUACACGUAAUUCAACUCUUAAAAGUCAUCAGAAGAUUCAUACAGGAGAGAAACCUUACAAAUGUAGUGAAUGUGUGAAGUCAUUUACAUGUAGUUCAAUUCUUAAAAAUCAUCAGAAGAUUCAUACAGGAGAGAAACCUUACAAAUGUAGUGAAUGUGAGAAGUCAUUUGUAUAUAGUUCAAUUCUUAAAAAUCAUCAGAAGAUUCAUACGGGAGGGAAACCUUACAAAUGUAGUGAAUGUGUGAAGUCAUUUACAUGUAGUUCAAUUCUUAAAAAUCAUCAGAAGAUUCAUACAGGAGAGAAACCUUACAAAUGUAGUGAAUGUGAGAAGUCAUUUGCAUAUAGUUCAAUUCUUAAAAAUCAUCAGAAGAUUCAUACAGGAGAGAAACCUUACAAAUGUAGUGAAUGUGAGAAGUCAUUUACAUAUAGUUCAACUCUUAAAAAUCAUCAGAAGAUUCAUACAGGAGAGAAACCUUACAAAUGUAGUGAAUGUGAGAAGUCAUUUACAAAUAGUUCAAAUUUUAAAACUCAUCAGAGAACUCAUACAGGAGAGAAACCUUACAAAUGUAAGGAAUGUGAGAAAUCCUUUGGAUCUGGCUCAACUCUUAUAAAACAUCAGAGAAUUCAUACAGGUGAGAAACCUUACAAAUGUAGGGAAUGUGAGAAAUCCUUUACAUAUAUCUCACAUCUUAAAAGACAUCAGAUACUUCAUACAGAAGAAAAACCUUAUAAAUGUAAUGAAUGUGAAAAGUCCUUUGCAUGUAGCUCAAAUCUUCAGUCACAUAAGAAAAGCCAUACAGGAAAGAAAUCUUACAAAUGUAGUGAAUGUGAGAAAUUCUUUAAAUAUAGAUCAGGUCUUAGAAGUCAUGAGAAAAUUCAUAGAGGAGAAAAACCUUACAAAUGUUGGGAAUGUGAGAACUCCUUUUCAAGUACUUCAGAACUUAGAAUACAUCCAACUUCAUAUAGGAGAGAAACCUUACAAAUGUAGUGAAUGUGUGAAAUCAUUCAUAUGUGCCUCAACUCUUAAAAAACAUCAGAGAGUUCAUACAGGAGAGAAACUUGUAGCUAAUUCCACUAAUGCUUUAGCUAGCAUACACCGCUAAGG